Molecule: messenger RNA, 1706 nt
Organism: Dinoponera quadriceps
Lineage: Eukaryota; Metazoa; Arthropoda; Insecta; Hymenoptera; Formicidae
Gene: Sin1
Product: target of rapamycin complex 2 subunit MAPKAP1
Exons: 7
Coding region: 209-1600 (463 amino acids)
Biological process (GO): TORC2 signaling
Cellular component (GO): cytoplasm; TORC2 complex; plasma membrane
Molecular function (GO): phosphatidylinositol-4,5-bisphosphate binding
Source: RefSeq, a predicted model, not a curated record
GACAGAUACCAUCGACCGGCGAGCGUGGCGAGCUUCGCGACGUUCAUUGAGAAGUGAAGCAUGGUAGUAGCGCGUAAAUCGAUCCUCCGGCUUGUAAAAAGGACCGAUGAGUCAGUUGUGAACGACACAUUGUAUCGUUUGUAUCGUUAUUACUUUAGUUGAUCUUACCUGAUAUACCUGCUAGAUCUUGGGCAAUUAAAAGAAGAAAAUGGCCCUGUACGACAAUCAGCACUGGCUUCUGUCGCACGUCAGGGAUAGCUUCCUCGCCACGGAUGACACAGGUAUGUGUGAGAUGGUAAUGCUAGGAGAAGACAUUCCAAAGCAAAUGCAGGAAAGUGGAAUGUUGCAAUGUUAUCCUGGAAGGGAGGAGAGCGACGAUGAGGAUGGAUUGGAUGCACUGGCGGAGUCUUAUGACAUACAAAUGGACAUGGAAUUCAGUCACAGACAGAGAUCCAACACUGCACAGAGGCUUGAAAAGAUGGACAUGGAAAGGAAGAAAGCUGCCAAAGUCAAGCACGUCAAGUGGGAACAUAAUCCUAAUGUUGUAACACCUAUGGAUCAGUCAGAGUUAUUUCAGAGGAAGGACUUUCGUAAGAACACGUCGCUGAAGAGAGGACACUCUCUUCUCUCGGAGCAGCUCGAGAAAUGUCCGAACUUACCUCAGAAUCCAUUCAAGGAAUAUGCCAAAUUCGACGGCAAUGCACAAGUUGGUAUACCCGUAAGGAAAUACAGGAUAUUCAUGUGCAUGCUGCCGAAGGAGGAGAGAACGUAUCCGCUGCAGGUGGUCGUCACGGCGACUGCACGCGUGCUAGACUUCAUCGGGCUGAUUUGCUACAAAUAUGCAAGUGAACAUCCCGAUCAUAAUUUGAAAGAGGACAUCUCGCGCUACGGCCUCUACAUUACUGAAGACGAUGGCGAGGUAGACUGGGCUUUUCCAUGCUUAGACCUGCGCGAGACCAUCUCAAAGUUCGAGUUCACGACGUUGGGUUUGAUUGAGAUGAAGCCGAGCGACCUGGCGAGGCAUAACGCCGUCAGUUGCGUGGAGAAGAAGGACGAGGAGGACCUGGAAGGUAAAGACAAGGAGCAGGAGGAGGUCGCAAACGAUUUGGCGAAGAUGGAGGGUCAUACCACAGCGAUGGAAGCACCAUUGUAUCAAUCAUAUAGGGUAUACAUAAUUAACAAGAUGAGAGCAAAAACUGAGAUUCACCUGGGUAUAUCAGGCGAAAAGAUCGAGAUAGACCCGGUGAUAACAGGUAAAGGCGCAGCCAGGUUUUGGAACCGGCAACGUGCAGUUAGUUAUCAUAUAGACAACAUCGCUUGGUGCGAAGUGACAGAGACUAAGGGAUCGAAAACCAUGUUCACGCUAGUUUACACUCCGCAGUCGAACGCUCCGGAUAAUUUUCUGGGCCAAAGUCAUGCGCUUCACCAAUCAGCGUCAUUCAAAAAUCAUGAUUUCGAGGCAGACUCUGUGACGGCCGAGGAGAUCGUAAGAAAAAUCAAUCAUAUCUUGGAAUUGCACAGUAGCGCGUCCAGAAAGGAGUAUCUUGCUCAGAAGGAGAGGAAGGCCGCCAGGAGAAAGAGUUUUCAUCUACACAGAUGACAGCUCUACUGGCUGUUCCGUGCAAUCUUAGAUUUCUUGAGGCAUUGAGCAUUAUACAACAGCAGAUGAUUGUAAGGGAAGGAAAUAUCUUUGUAUGAUCAAAUAC